UCCGUCCUGGGCGUACGAUUAUUAUGUUUAAUAACACGUCAGUUACAAACAAGGGAGACCUAGAGUUCAGGAGGACUUUUGAAACGUUCUUAAGUUCAAAUGCAACAGAGGAACUAGGACAGGGAAUAUAUUGAGAUUUUAAGGAUGACUGGCAACACCAGAGGAAACUUCCAAGUUGGUCUGACUCUUAAAGGAUGCCCUCCACUUUAAGCCUAGCUGUCUUCCUUGUCUGGGCCACGUCGAGCACAUACACCACUGGUCAGGCCUGCCUAUGUUCGGCCCCACUGCCUGCUGGUCGGCAGGUCAACUGCAGCUCUUUAAACCUGGUGGAGCUGCCUCACCUGCCCCCAGACACCACAGAGCUCCAUGUGCAGGACAACCAGCUCACCUCAGUGUCUCCAGGUCUGUUUGACAAACUGGUCAGACUGAAAAAGGUCUCUCUAUCUGGGAACCCCUUCCACUGUGACUGCAGGAUCCAGUACCUGAGGAACUGGUUGCUGGGGAACAAGGCUAUUGUGCCCAAGGAGCCCACCUGUGCCAGUCCGAGCUCUGUAGCUCACAAAGCCAUCACUGAACUCAGCGAUGACUUCUUUUCUUCCUGUGCAGCACCGAGCUGUACCAAUGGGACGUUUGACGCCAUAAUGGCAGUGAUGCUGUGCUGCCUCGUUGUUCUGCUUCUGUUGAGCUUGAAAUUAGCCAGAACCUCCACCUUUAUCCUGUACAUAGACGAGAGACAUUCAGGAUUCGAGGCCGACUCUUUGCGCUCGCUGAAGCCCAAACACAGGAGGAGGCUGCUCACCACAGAUUCAGACUUCAGCACCACUUCCCUCCCUUGUACAGAGGAUCUAGAAACGCCUCUUCUCAACAUGGAGUUACUGCCACAAGUGCUGGAUGUGUUGCACGAGAAGCACAAUAUAAAGAUAAAGUCGACCUGAGG
This is a messenger RNA of Epinephelus fuscoguttatus (brown-marbled grouper), 937 nucleotides long. It is a transcript of the gene gp9, whose product is annotated as glycoprotein IX (platelet). The transcript is spliced from 2 exons. NCBI's taxonomy places the organism in Eukaryota, Metazoa, Chordata, Actinopteri, Perciformes, Serranidae. The record is from RefSeq and is a predicted model, not a curated record. The coding region runs from base 195 to 935 and encodes 246 amino acids.